AGAUUACAACCAGCACAAGCUGUCAGACAGAGAGAAGGAGAGCUGCUCAGAUCACUUGUCCAGAAGACACUUCGGAAACAAACACGCCAUGGAGGCUGGAGCGAGAGGGAUGCACUGGAAACUUUUGAUACUUUCUUGUCUUUUGGCGGACGGGAUGAGCCAGGACUUUGGACAGACCCAGUUCAUUUGCACGUCCGUGCCCAAGGAUAUGGACAUAUGCGCCGCUACACUGCAGAACAGCGUGCCUGGGGAGGAUCUCAAGAGCACGGUCAUGCAACUGCGAGAGACGGUGCUGCAACAGAAGGAAACAAUCAUGAACCAGAAAGAAACCAUCAGGGAACUGACCUCCAAGCUGACAAGGUGCGAAAGUCAGAGCGCGUCCGAGCCCGGAGACGCGAGGGUCGGCGGCAGACGGAAGGAAACGGGCACAAAGAACACAAUGGGAGAUGUGUCGAGGGGUCCGACGGACACACUGGCUCAACUCUCACGGACUUUACAGUCACUCAAGCAGAGGCUGGAGAACCUGGAGCAAUUUAGCCGGAAUAACAACUCCGUCCAGGCGAACAGCUUGAAGGAUCUUCUGCAGACCAAAAUCGACGACCUGGAGAAGCAGGUCCUGUCCCGUGUGAACGGUUUGGAGGAAGGAAAGCCCGGGCUGCGCAACGAGAGCGAGCAGCGCGGACGCGUCGAGUCCACUCUCACUUCACUGCACCAGAGAAUAACUGAUCUAGAGAAAGGCCAAAAGGAAAACAGACCACUGGAUAAAUUUCAGCUGACGUUCCCUCUGAGGACCAACUACAUGUAUGCUAAAGUCAAGAAGAGCCUGCCAGAGAUGUACGCCUUCACCGUGUGCAUGUGGCUCAAAUCCAAUGCCUCUCCAGGAGUGGGGACGCCUUUCUCUUAUGCAGUCCCGGGACAGGCCAAUGAACUGGUUCUUAUUGAGUGGGGAAAUAACCCUAUGGAAAUGCUCAUCAAUGAUAAGGUUGCUAAGCUGCCUUUCCUGAUCAAUGAUGGGAAAUGGCAUCACAUUUGUAUCACAUGGACAACUCGAGAUGGAGUCUGGGAAGCUUAUCAGGAUGGUGUAAUGAGGGGAAAUGGGGACAGUCUGGCCCCUUACCAUCCAAUCAAACCACAAGGGGUAUUGAUUCUGGGACAAGAGCAGGAUACUCUCGGUGGAGGGUUUGAUGCCACUCAAGCGUUUGUCGGUGACAUGGCGAAUUUCAACAUCUGGGACCGAAAGCUGUCCGUGGGAGAGAUUUAUAACCUGGCCACAUGCAGCAGCAAAGCACAAGUGGGGAACGUCUUCUCUUGGUUGGAAACCAGCAUUGAGAUCUACGGAGGAGCUUCGAAAUGGACAUUUGAGGCCUGUCGCCAACUGAACUAAAAGAGCACAGAAAUCUCCCAGCCAAUGAGAGAUAUGAGUUUCCAGGUGUCUGUUACCAAAUCAUUCAUCCUUAAAGAACAUUUUCAAUCAAGAAAAAGCAUAGACAUCAAAGUCAAUUGGAAUUUUCUAGAUAUUUCAAUAUUUCUUGUCUCUUAACACUUAAAACAAUCACGUUUUUGUCAUUUAUUUCUGGAUCUUGAAGGCAUGUGCUGAUGUUGGUCUUAGCUUGAAGGCACCGUGGUUCUGCUCUUCUCUGGUUGUCUGUUGGGCAAGCAACGCCUUACCGGAAAACUACUUAACGCGAUACGGCUCAUACUUCCAUCUUUACAGCCUGGAUCAUUUGACCUCUUCCUUCGAACAGGAAGCCAUUUAGUCUCGCAGUAGAUUUCUGAAACACUUAGGUUACUUUUCCCCAUCAGGAUUAUUAGAUAGAUCUACCCACUGCCUGGGAUACUCACUGUGAACUUCGGAUGUAGAAUGUAAAACAAGCAAAGCUGAGUGUGUUCUUUUCUUUUUAAUCAUGCUUUUGUUUUGUCUUAUCACCUCCUGCUUCAAGCAUUUAUGUUUGUUCUUUUUAUUUUUGUUGUUGGUGUGUCUGUGUAUGUGUGUGUGUGUGUGUGUGUGUGUGUGGGUUUGUAAAAAAUAACUUGAUAAUUGCCAACAUAUUUCAAGCCUGGGUGCCUUGGGCUGUUGAAAAGAUCAGAUCUCGACACAUUUGUCAUUAUUUGCAGUGUACUUCUAUUUAUCUCUUUCUUUCCUUGUGUAACUACUGAUACGUUAUGUUGAUUACACCUCGUAACAGUUCAAACGGUUUGCGAGAAUAGGCUGAUAAUUCAAAGUUGUUUUAAUUGUGGUGUGUUCGGCAGGUGUUUGUAUUUUUCAAGGAAUGUUACGUGUACAGAAAACAGCAUGAACAUCUAAAUGCUGAAACAGCAUCAAAGAAAAAAACUGCUUUUAUUAGCUCAUUUUGGGUUGAGAUUUUAUACUGUAUUGUUAUAUGCUAAAAGCAUGGCAGCACUGAAAGAUGAAAAAGGUCUAAAUUUUGUAAUAAAAUUGUUAUAUCAAAAAUAGCAAGUGUGAUAGUGCCUUUAAAUGAUUGAUUUGCAAUGAACAAAUGCAUGUUUUGUACAAAUGUGUACAGACAAUACAUUCUGGGGGAAAAACACACUACUGUUCAAAAGUUUGGGUUCAAUAUAUAUAUAUUUUAACCAAUUCUUUUAUUCA
Molecule: messenger RNA, 2608 nt
Organism: Onychostoma macrolepis
Lineage: Eukaryota; Metazoa; Chordata; Actinopteri; Cypriniformes; Cyprinidae
Gene: nptx1l
Product: neuronal pentraxin 1 like
Exons: 5
Coding region: 89-1384 (431 amino acids)
Source: RefSeq, a predicted model, not a curated record